CCUCCGGCGCUCGCUCCCGCCCCCUUUUGAGCCUCGCCAGCCGCCGUCGCCCCCCUCGCGCGCCGAAUUCAAAAAACGGCUGCUGAGGGCGAGAGAAGAACCCCGGAGUCCUGCGAGGGGAGCCGCCCAGCUGCGCCUUCCGAAAGGGCUAAUUGUCCACCAUGAAUACAGAAACUGCCUUCAAGACUCCCAGUAAGCUCUCUGAAGGAAAGAAAUCAGGACAAGAUAGCUCCCCAGCCUUAAUAACUAUCCCAGCCUCUCCCUUCAUGCAGAAGCUUGGAUAUGGAACUGGAGUCAAUGUUUACCUUAUGAAAAGAUCUCCCAAAGGCACCUCUCAGUCUCCCUGGGCUGUGAAGAAAAUCAACCCCAAAUGUGACUCCAACCAGCGAAGUACAUAUCAAAAGCGGCUGAAUGAAGAAGCCAAGAUUCUCCAACAUCUGCAGCACCCAAACAUUGUGGGGUAUCGUGCAUUUGCCGAAGCCAAAGAUGGGAGCAUGUGCCUUGCCAUGGAGUACGGGGGAGAGAAGUCUCUCAAUGACCUCAUUGAAGAGAGGAACUCAAAGCAGCAGGGGCCCUUUCCAGCUGCUACCAUCCUCAAAGUUGCCUUGCACAUGGCAAGGGGGUUGAAGUAUCUACACAAUGACAAGAAAUUGCUUCAUGGUGACAUCAAAUCUUCAAAUAUUGUCAUUAAAGGUGACUUUGAAUCAAUCAAAAUCUGUGACGUGGGUGUUUCACUGCCUCUGGAUGAGAAUAUGAUAGUGAGUGACCCAGAAGCCCAUUAUAUUGGCACCGAACCCUGGAAGCCCAAAGAAGCUCUGGUGGAAGACGGCGUUAUAUCUGACAAGGCUGACAUCUUUGCAUUUGGUCUGACUCUGUGGGAAAUGAUGACGCUCUCCAUACCCCACCUCAACUUGCUUGGAGGUGACAAUGAAGAGUCGGACGAAGAUGCUUCUUUUGAUGAGGAGGACUUUGAUGAGGAUGCCUAUUAUGCAGCUCUCGGGACCCGGCCACCUCUCAACAUGGAGUUGCUGGGCCCUUCGUACCAGAAAGUGAUUGAGCUGUUUUCUCUCUGCACCAUUGAGGAUCCAAGGAAACGUCCAGCAGCUGCACAAGUUGUCGUUGUCCUCGAGACAGAGGCAUCUGUACAAUAAGUGUCUUCCCAAUCCCUGCACUACUCUGGCAGCUUCUCCAUCUCAUUUUAGAAGUAUUUUAGUUGAGACUGGAUGUGUUUAGUGCAUAGUUAUAUUAUAUAGUUAUAUUGCAAAGGGAAACUGAAUUUUCAGACUUCCUUGAUAAUAUAUAGAACUGGGUGGGUUUCACACCAUUCCAUAUAAGCUACUAAGCAUAGCCACACUGUACAUAUUUUAUAGUCUAGAAAGAUGGCUCUAAGUAGUGUCUUCAGGGAUGCCAACUCUUUUUCUUAUGGACUUCUUGUUAAACUGAUGCUGAGGAAUUGUUCAUAGACUAGAACUUCAGUAUUGUAAAUAUAAAGCAACUUAGUCAUGGGUAACUGUUCUUUUUCCUCCUGCUCCUCUUGUUUUGCAUGCUCAUCAAAAAGUGUGUUUGUGUGGUUUUUUUAAUUGACUUUGUUCUUAAAGAAACCUUAAUUGUUGUUGUUAAAAUAAACCUCAGAGUAUUCUGUCA
Molecule: messenger RNA, 1644 nt
Organism: Hemicordylus capensis (graceful crag lizard)
Lineage: Eukaryota; Metazoa; Chordata; Lepidosauria; Squamata; Cordylidae
Gene: PBK
Product: PDZ binding kinase
Exons: 8
Coding region: 162-1151 (329 amino acids)
Biological process (GO): protein phosphorylation
Molecular function (GO): ATP binding; protein serine/threonine kinase activity
Source: RefSeq, a predicted model, not a curated record